Molecule: messenger RNA, 4460 nt
Organism: Budorcas taxicolor (takin)
Lineage: Eukaryota; Metazoa; Chordata; Mammalia; Artiodactyla; Bovidae
Product: zinc finger protein 28 homolog
Exons: 17
Coding region: 416-4198 (1260 amino acids)
Biological process (GO): regulation of transcription by RNA polymerase II
Molecular function (GO): RNA polymerase II cis-regulatory region sequence-specific DNA binding; DNA-binding transcription factor activity, RNA polymerase II-specific
Source: RefSeq, a predicted model, not a curated record
GCCGGCGAGGAGCGGCGACCACGGCACCUGAGGACAGAGGUGGGGGUGGCGAGCGGACGGGACGACCCCGUCCUGUCAGGCUCUGCCUUCCAGGGACACGGCCGCCCUCCGGGAGAGGAGGCCCCAGCAGGAGGCGGCCGGGACAGGAACUGAAUGGCAAGCCACGUCCCAGAAGUUUUCAGUGUAAGAGACCUGUCGGGGGAGCUGGUUCCCAUUUGCCCACAUUCUGGGCCCCACAAGUUCCAGUUUCACCAACGUAGUGACAGAUGCUAGAAAAACAGGCAACGUUUCCUCCGGCUCCAGCUUGAAAGUUACUGUAAAGAGCCCACUGACGUUCGGCGACGUGGCGGUGGAAUUCUCCGGGGAGGAGUGGGCCUGGCUGGACUCGGCCCAGAGGAGCCUGCACCGGAGCGUGAUGCUGGAGAACUACAGGAACCUGGCCUCGCUGGGGCUUUGCCUGUCUAAGCCCGAGAUGAUCUCGUCGUUGGAACAGAGGAAGGAACCCUGGGCUGUGAAGAGAAAGUCGACCAGUGGCAAGUGCCCAGACUCGCAGACUCUGCUGAAGACCCAGGAGUUGCCUUCAGAGAAGAACUUAAGUGAAGAGGCGUUGUCCCAGGAGCAGCGCACGGAGAGACCCUCAGAGCGUGCUGUUCUCGGGGAAGGCUGGGCUUACGCUGCUGUGUGUGAGGGGCAGUCGGGCUUGGUGGCCGUCACGGCCGUGGCCACAGACGUCUCGCAGCGGCCAGACCCCGCUGGGCAGAGUUUCUGUAGGAGCGUGGUGUGGGCGGACCACCAUCCGGGGACAGGAGGACACUGUGCGUCUCAGCCAGACCUGGUCUCUUUGCUGGAGCGCAGGAAGGCGCCUUGGACGGUGGAUGGAGAGCUGGUCAGAGCCCCGUCCUCAGGCCAGCAGUGUGUACAGGAAACUCAGGAGUUACUUUCAAAGCAGAGUUCCUUUGCUGAAGUGGUAACAGACAGAAUUUCAGACAUUAACGUAGAGUGUUCCUCGCUCAGAGAAAGGUGGGACGCUGACCGUCUGUUUGAAAGGAAGCUGGCAGGUCAGGAGACACGAGUCGGGCAGGAGGCAGUCGCUGGCCACAACACCUUCUCUGAAGAGAGAGUGUGUCGGUAUAACAGACCAGGUAGGUGGUUCCACCUGGACAUCUCGGAAGAGGGAGGCCACCGCCCUGACUCGGUUAAGAAAGCUUUGCCCCCAAACUCAGUGCUGAUAAAAGAUGCGGGAAUCUACACAGGGAAAAAACUCUUCAAAUGUCACGAAUGCAAGAAAACCUUCACGCAGAGCUCGUCCCUCACCGUCCACCAGAGGAUCCACACGGGCGAGAAGCCGUACAAGUGUAAGGAGUGCGGCAAGGCCUUCAGCGACGGCUCUUCCUUUGCGCGCCACCAGCGGUGCCACACGGGCAAGAAGCCCUACGAGUGCCUGGACUGCGGGAAGGCCUUCAUCCAGAACACGUCGCUCGUCCGCCACUGGAGGUACUACCACACCGGGGAGAAGCCCUUCGACUGCCUGGACUGCGGGAAAGCCUUCAGCGACCACAUCGGGCUGAACCAGCACCGGCGGAUCCACACCGGGGAGAAGCCGUACAAGUGCGAGGCGUGCGGCAAGUGCUUCCGCUACGGCUCGUCGCUGACCGUGCACCAGCGCAUCCACACCGGGGAGAAGCCCUACGCGUGCGAGGUGUGCCGCAAGGCCUUCAGCCACCAUGCCUCCCUCACGCAGCACCAGCGCGUGCACUCGGGGGAGAAGCCCUUCCGGUGCAAGGAGUGCGGGAAGGCCUUCAGGCAGAACAUCCACCUGGCCAGCCACCUGCGGAUCCACACCGGGGAGAAGCCCUUCGCGUGCGCGGACUGCGGCAAGGCCUUCAGUAUCAGCUCGCAGCUGGCCACCCACCAGCGGAUCCACACCGGGGAGAAGCCCUACGCCUGCAAGGUGUGCAGCAAGGCCUUCACCCAGAAGGCCCACCUGGCGCAGCAUCAGAAGACGCACACGGGGGAGAAGCCCUACGAGUGCAAGGAGUGCGGGAAGGCCUUCAGCCAGACCACGCACCUGGUGCAGCACCAGCGCGUCCACACCGGGGAGAAGCCCUACAAGUGCCUGCAGUGCGGGAAGGCCUUCGGCGACAACUCGUCCUGCACGCAGCACCAGAAGCUGCACACGGGCCAGAGGCCGCACGGCUGCGCCGAGUGCGGGAAGGCCUUCAAGACCAAGUCGUCCCUCACCUGCCACCGCCGGAGCCACACCGGCGAGAAGCCGUACGAGUGCAGCGCCUGCGGCAAGGCCUUCAGCCACCGGCAGUCCCUGAGCGUCCACCAGAGGAUCCACUCCGGGAAGAAGCCCUACGAGUGCAAGGAUUGUGGUAAAACUUUCAGCAAAAUCUCAACUCUUACUCUUCAUCAGAGAAUUCAUACUGGAGAGAAACCCUAUGAAUGUCUCGAAUGCGGAAAAGCCUUUAGCCAGAGUGCCCACCUUGCUCAACAUCAGAGAAUCCACACAGGAGAAAAACCCUUCAAAUGUACUGAGUGUGGAAAAGCAUUCAGCCAGAAUGCUCAUCUCAUUCAACACCAGAGAGUUCACACUGGAGAAAAACCUUACCAGUGUGAGCAGUGUGACAAAGCCUUCAGCCAGCUUGCGUAUCUUGCCCAACACCAGAGAGCUCACACUGGAGAGAAACCCUACGAAUGUAUCGAAUGUGGGAAGGCCUUUAGUUAUUGUUCAUCUCUGGCUCAUCACCGAAGGAUUCACACUGGAAAGAGGCCCUACAAAUGCACUGACUGUAGGAAAGCCUUCCAGCAGAACGCUUCUCUUACACGCCAUCGAAGAAUCCAUACUGGAGAGAGACCCUAUAAAUGUAAGGUGUGUGGAAAGGCUUUUAGCCAUGGCUCCUCCCUGACCGUCCAUCAGAGAAUUCAUACAGGAGAGAAACCCUAUGAAUGUAGUAUCUGUGAGAAAGCCUUUAGCCAUCGUGGCUCGCUCACUCUUCAUCAGAGAGUCCAUACUGGAGAGAAACCCUAUGAAUGUAAGGAGUGUGGGAAAGCUUUCAGUCAUCGUAAAUCCCUUACUCUGCAUCAGAGAAUUCACACAGGGGAGAAACCUUACGAGUGCAACGAGUGCGGCAAGGCCUUCGGCCGCAGCUCGUCGCUGACGAAGCACCAGCGCAUCCACACCGGCGAGAAGCCCUUCCGGUGCGACGCGUGCGGGAAGCAGUUCCUGGAGCGCUCGUCGCUGACCAUCCACCUGCGCGUGCACACGGGCGAGAAGCCGUACGCCUGCGGGGACUGCGGCAAGGCCUUCAGCCAGCGCAUGAACCUGACGGUGCACCAGCGCACGCACACCGGUGAGAAGCCCUACGCGUGCGGCGCUUGUGGCAAGGCCUUCCGGAAGACCUCGUCCCUCGCCCAGCACGAGCGGGUGCACACGGGCGAGAAGCCGUUCGCGUGCGGGGACUGCGGCAAGGCCUUCAGCCAGAGCAUGCACUUGCUGGUGCACCGGCGCACGCACACGGGCGAGAAGCCGUACGCGUGCGGGGAGUGCGGGCGCGCCUUCAGCCAGCGCAUGCACCUCACGGAGCACCGGCGCACGCACACGGGCGAGAAGCCCUACCCCUGCGGGGACUGCGGCCGCGCCUUCAACAAGAGCUCGUCGCUGACGCUGCACCGGCGCAACCACACGGGCGAGAAGCCGUACGCGUGCGGCGAGUGCGGCAAGGCCUUCAGCCAGAGCUCCUACCUGAUCCAGCACCAGCGGCUGCACAUCGGCGUGAAGCCCUUCGAGUGCGGCCGCUGCGGCAAGGCCUUCAGCAAGAACUCGGCCCUGACGCAGCACCAGCGCCUGCACACGGGCGAGAAGCCCUACGCCUGCCCCGUCUGCAAGAAGCACUUCACGGGCCGCUCGUCGCUGGUGGUGCACCAGGCGGGCCACACCGGCGAGAAGCCCUACGCCUGCGGCGAGUGCGGGAAGGCCUUCGGCCAGAGCGCCUACCUCAUCGAGCACCAGCGCAUCCACACGGGCGAGAAGCCCUACCGAUGCGCGCAGUGCGGCAAGGCCUUCAUCAAGAACUCCUCGCUCACCGUGCACCAGAGGAUCCACACCGGGGAGAAGCCCUACGCGUGCGGCGAGUGCGGGAAGACCUUCAGCCGGAACACCAACCUCACGCGGCACCUGAGGGUCCACGUCUAGGGAGGCUGGGCGCCCCCCAGUCUGCACCAGAGUAUUUUUCGUCAUUUGACAUGUUGUCUGUCUGCCCCACUUCCCGCCGCUAGAGAGCAAGUCCCAAGAGGGAAACUGUUCCGCUCAGCGCUGUGUCUCGGGGGUUGCUGUUCGGUUGCUCAGUCGUGUCUGACUCUUUGUGACCCCGUGGACUGCAGCCCACCAGUCUCCCCUGUCCUUCACUAUCUCCGGAGUUUGCUGAGAUUCAUGUCCACUAGUCACUGAUGCUAUC